AUGGAGGAGUUGGCUAGAGAAAGCAUUGGCUUGUUAGCUAAGCCUACUCUGGAGUCAGGUAGCCCAAACUUAUCCUCUGCCGGGGCUGUCUUUAUUAUGCUGAAAUCAUCUCUUGGAGCAGGACUUCUUAAUUUCCCAUGGGCUUUCAAUAAGGCUGGAGGGAUCACUACAGCUGUUCUUGUGGAACUGGGCUCCUUAAUAUUCCUAAUUAGCGGCCUAGUGAUCCUGGGAUAUGCCUCCUCCAUCAGCACCCAGUCCACGUACCAGGGCGUAGUCAGAGAAAUCUGUGGGUCGGCCAUUGGGAAGCUCUGCGAGAUCUGCUUCAUUUUAAAUCUCUUCAUGAUUUCCGUAGCCUUCCUCAGAGUGGUGGGCGAUCAGCUGGAAAAAUUAUGUGACUCCCUCUACAUGAAUGUGACUCUGAGUGGAGAAGGGCCACCUCCUCCCCAGCACUGGUAUACAGAUUACCGCUUCACCCUGACUGCCCUGUGUGCCCUGGUCAUCUUCCCUCUGUCUGUUCCUAGGGAGAUUGGGUUCCAGAAAUACACCAGUAUUUUAGGUACUUUGGCUGCUUGUUACCUGACCCUGGUGAUUAUAAUAAAAUACUACCUAAGAACGGAGCAUGUUAUCAUGCAUGAGCACCAUUAUUCCUCAAGGGUGUCUUCCUUGGCUUCCAUGUUCAGUGUCAUCCCAACGAUCUGUUUUGGAUUUCAGUGUCAUGAAGCCUGCAUAGCCAUCUACAGCAGCAUGCACAACAAGAAACUCUCCCUUUGGAUCGUGGUGUCUGUGCUCUCCAUGCUCUUCUGCCUGUUAAUUUAUUCUCUUACAGGGCUUUAUGGCUAUUUAACCUUUGGUGCUGAUGUUGCUGCCGAUAUUCUGAUGUCAUACCCAGGAAAUGACCUGGUCAUCAUUAUAGCCCGGCUACUCUUUGGCAUCUCCAUCAUUACCAUCUACCCAAUCGUUCUCCUGUUGGGGAGGUCUGUCCUACAGGAUGUCUGCCUGAAUGACAAGUGCAGGUCUGUCGUGCUCUUGGAGCCUUAUGAGAGGUGUACGAGGAUUGUGCUGACUAUGACGUGGAUCAUAGUGACGCUCGUCAUUGCUCUGUUUGUCCCCGACAUCAGCGACGUCAUCAGUAUUAUUGGUGGCAUCAGCGCGUUCUUCAUCUUCAUCUUUCCAGGGCUAUGUCUAGUAUGUGCAAUGGAAACGGAACCCAUCGAACCAAGAAAAAAGUCCUGUUUGAUUGCUUGGGGUGUCAUCUCCAUCCUCUGUGGCGCUUUUGUAUUUGGCCAGAGCACCACCAUUGCUGUCAUGGAGCUGGUCUACAAAUUCUAG
This is a messenger RNA of Emys orbicularis (European pond turtle), 1329 nucleotides long. RefSeq names its product solute carrier family 38 member 8 (gene SLC38A8). Gene Ontology annotation, biological process: amino acid transmembrane transport. NCBI's taxonomy places the organism in Eukaryota, Metazoa, Chordata, Testudines, Emydidae. The transcript has 10 exons. The record is from RefSeq and is a predicted model, not a curated record. Gene Ontology annotation, molecular function: L-amino acid transmembrane transporter activity. Bases 1 to 1329 code for a protein of 442 amino acids.